AUGGCCGACAGCAUCAUCUCGCGUGGACAGGCCAUUCUCGAAAACCAAACCGAUUCAUCAUCGCUUUUGCAGGUUGGAAUUUUCCAGACUGCCAUCAUGGAACUAAUAAAGUCGCCUUCGGGUCGUUACAUGGAGCAAAACUGGAAAAUCUACGUCAGCGCAAGCGCUGACAGUGUUGUUGACGUGGUUGAUAAUGCAACCAAAGAUGCCAGGCUUCCUCUCGACCGCCUCUCCGUGGGUAGAGGACUGUUGUACCUGUACGUUCUUGAUGCAACCACCCCUUCGGCCCGCAUGGGUUUCCUGAUCAAGUCAAAACGGGACCUUAGAUACGACGAAACUGGGACCAGCACAUACAAGAAGACACUUGCUGCUCUGCGUGCCUCGAUUGAUCUGCAGCCGCGAAAUAUAUUCGGUAAUCGUUCUGUUACCAUCCAUGGCCCUGUCCCUUCGUUUACUUCACCUAUCCGUCGACUUCGCCAAGUUCUUGUUCUUUGCUGA
Messenger RNA from Penicillium canescens, 498 nucleotides. RefSeq lists its product as uncharacterized. The coding region runs from base 1 to 498 and encodes 165 amino acids. Lineage: Eukaryota; Fungi; Ascomycota; Eurotiomycetes; Eurotiales; Aspergillaceae. The record is from RefSeq and is a predicted model, not a curated record. The transcript has a single exon.